Messenger RNA from Cryptococcus wingfieldii CBS 7118, 1536 nucleotides. RefSeq lists its product as hypothetical. The transcript has 3 exons. Gene Ontology annotation, biological process: positive regulation of cytokinesis. The record is from RefSeq and is a predicted model, not a curated record. Gene Ontology annotation, molecular function: protein-folding chaperone binding. Gene Ontology annotation, cellular component: centrosome; spindle pole; microtubule. Bases 1 to 1536 code for a protein of 511 amino acids. Lineage: Eukaryota; Fungi; Basidiomycota; Tremellomycetes; Tremellales; Cryptococcaceae.
AUGCCCUUCUACACUACCUUCGAGCCUAGCUUCGACUACGCCUUCCCCGCCCAGCCCCGCUACACCUACUCUCCCUUCUACGCGGAGCCCACCCACCACUACCCCUUCCACACUCGCACCCCCACCCCUACCCGACAGCCCGUUUACGAGUCCGACUCUGGACUCGACGAUGAAGAACAAGCCGUCCUCGCCCAGCUCGCCGCCAUCCGCCAGAAGCGCGAGCAGCUCAAAGCCACUCAAGCUCGCGAAGCCGCUGGUGCUGCUAAGGCCAAAGCUCAGCGCGAGGCGAUGAUCAAGGCUGAACUUGCCCAGGCGCUUGUGAGGGAGCAAGAGAAGAAGAGGAAGCAAGAGGAGGAGAGGAAACGGGAAGAGGAGAGGGAGAGGCGAGCUGUGUUUGCUCGUGCAAUGGAGCAGGCGAAUGUGCAGCGAGAGAAGAAGAGACUUGCGCAGACGGAUGCUCACAAUAGGCAAGACCACCGAGCUAUCAAGCCUGUCUCCCCGAGUCAUACCGACCUCAACAACAUCCUCAGUGCUCUCUUCGGUAUCAACUUGGCUCCCUCUGAUGAAGAGGAAGAGGAAGAGUCCGAGCACGAGGAAGCUGAGGUUUCAGUACCCAUCUUCAGCCCUCAGUGUACCUCUGCUGCCUGCUGCCAGUCGGACAAACCUACCCCCACCGACAACGAGGCUCUUGUCAUGUCUCAGCUCGCUCAGGCUAUCGCUAGAAGGCAAGCCAUCGAACAAGAGGAAGAGAACAGGCGGAAUCAGGAGGAACAAGAGCGGAAGCAGCAAAAGCUGGAGAAGCGAAGAGCCUUUGUUCAGGCUAUGGCAGAGAAGAAUCAACAGCGAGAGAAGCAGCGAUUGGCUCAAGCCCAGGCCAAGAACAGACAACCCAAACCCAUUAGCCACGACAACCAAGACCUACAGAACCUGCUGAACGCAUUCUUCGGUGUCCACCCUCCCACAUCAGAGGACUCUGAGCAGUCAGAUGUCGAGUCUGAGGCAUCUGAGGAUCCUCGUCCCCAGCGUCGGGCCGCUCCUGUCAAGUCGGAGGUGAAGGCUACAGCGCCCGCUACUGCCAACGCUCCUGUUGCCCCUCAACCCGAGACGACUUCUGAGGCUGCCGAGACCUUAUCCCCCGCAUUCACCAUCCUCCAUAACAUGGACACCCAGCUCGCCCAACUCAAAUCGUCGUUCACCUUCCCCUCCCACCUUUCCUUCGCCCACUCCACCCCAAACGGCCAAACCCCUCCCCUGUUAUUCAACCGCACCAACGCCCCCUACCACGCACAAACCAACGCUCUCCUCCAGCUUCUGCUCCAAGCUGAUACAGUCAUCUCGGAAGGACAGCCGGAAGUGAGAGAGGCGAGAAAGGAGAUGGUGAAGAAGGUCGAGGCGGAGAUCAGAAGUAUGGAAGAGAAAAGGGAUGAGGUUUGGGAGGAGGUUCGGAAGAGGAGGGAGAGUGGGGAGGAGAAGGAGCCGGAUGAAGAGGAGGAGAGGUCUUGGAGCGACUGCUCAUCAGUAGCAAAGAAUCAAUAG